Messenger RNA from Kwoniella shivajii, 564 nucleotides. RefSeq lists its product as uncharacterized. Gene Ontology annotation, cellular component: mitochondrion. The transcript has 3 exons. The coding region runs from base 1 to 564 and encodes 187 amino acids. Gene Ontology annotation, molecular function: thiosulfate-cyanide sulfurtransferase activity. The record is from RefSeq and is a predicted model, not a curated record. NCBI's taxonomy places the organism in Eukaryota, Fungi, Basidiomycota, Tremellomycetes, Tremellales, Cryptococcaceae.
AUGUCAUUGCGUCGUUCUAGUUUUGUAGCCAUUCGAUCCCUUCGGGCUAUACCCCGGCCUGGAUCUGGAUCUGGAUCUGGAUCUAUCGCAGUUUCAUCCUCUUCUUCUUCAAGACCAUUCUCAACUUCUCUCCCCACGAGAAUGGUCGUUUCUCCCUUUCUAUACGAAGCUAGAAAACAACCAAAAUCCACUUGGGCUCAAAACCCAAUUGUGAAAUAUGAAGAAUUGAAACCCAUCACUCAACAACCAAAUGACGAAGUUCUCAUUAUCGAUGUAAGAGAGCCUGAUGAGGUCGCUCUUGGAUCAAUCCCUUCUGCUGUCAAUCUACCUUUAUCAAGAUUGAAGGAUGCUUUAGAUAGAGGUUUCAACCCUGGUGAUUUCCAAAGGGAAUUCGCAUUCUCCAAGCCCACUUAUGACCAAAACAUAAUCUUCUUUUGUCGAUCAGGUAAACGAUCAGCCAACGCGUCUGAAUUAGCAGGCGAGAAAGGUUAUCCAAAUGUAAGGAAUUAUGCUGGGAGUUGGUUGGAUUGGAGCAAAAAGGAAGGAGAAGACAAAGACGACUAG